Molecule: messenger RNA, 3396 nt
Organism: Aspergillus glaucus CBS 516.65
Lineage: Eukaryota; Fungi; Ascomycota; Eurotiomycetes; Eurotiales; Aspergillaceae
Product: lipase family protein
Exons: 2
Coding region: 1-3396 (1131 amino acids)
Biological process (GO): lipid metabolic process
Source: RefSeq, a predicted model, not a curated record
AUGUUUAAUUAUUCAUACUUAAGAAAAGCCCCGACAUCCAACGACACGAACGAAUCCGUCGCGCUCGAAACUGACUCGAGGGAUCUGGUUCAGGACGACGGUGCCAGCCAUGUGCCCGCCACUUCGGGUGCGGCCACGCUUCUUCCGCGGCCGGUUGCCUCCCUGGUGUCGUUCGUGACCCAGUCGACGUCGCUUUCCCUUCGGUUAGGAACGUUUUUUGGGGGCGCUGCGUUGAGGGGCGCUCGGAGCACAACGUUGACUGGGCUCGAGCUCAGUCGGGCUAUGAUUGAAGGGAUUUUGACAAAAGCCGGAAGAGAUGUGGCUGUUCGGAGUGGCGGGGAGCGUGGGAAGGCAGAGGCAGAGUCGCUGCUUGAGCGGAGUUUGGCUACUCUGCAUACAACGGUCACUUCAGCGUCGUUUUUUGCCGCGGCAACGUUCCACCUUUCGUCGACAACCUUAUCGUCCGUCGCGCAUAUGUCCCAGGCUCUCUUAUCCACCCUCGAUGCGAUACUUGGUUCAACGGAAUCUUCAAGGGCGAUAGCAGCUAUAAUUACGCUCAUUCGAAGGGAAUUCAGAGGCAAUGUGCCUGGACCCGAUGCCGAAAGAAUUGGAGUGGGGGAUCUUCUCGUUGGCUCCGUCGGAUUCGCCCUACUACAAAGCUGGGGGAGGAAGAAUACUGAACGAUAUAUACGUGAUAAUGGCGGGGAUGAGACUGUGUGGGACAUAGUCAUUUUGGACAACGGCAUGAGAGCAGAUGUCGUCCGCACGAAUCAAAUCGAAUUCCCCAGCCCGUCCAGUGGCGGCGCGGAAACAGAGCCCAGACAUUCUUCAUUUAUAUCUCCCGACGAUGACGACUGGUCGUUCGAUGCUGUACAGCGUCGCUCGAGCAUAGUUGAUACUCUUGACAGCCCUCAUCUGUCUAUUUCGCCAGAAGACCAGCACCAGGUUUCUGAGGAAGACAUUCGGCUAUACAUCAUGAAGCAGCUACCUCGAGGUUGCCACGCCUCCAUCAAGACUGAUCUAGUCACAGCACGAACUAUCACAGUGGAUGUCUUUGAUGACAACAAUGCAGAGAUCAGCCCGCCACCUGGGACAACGAUGAUUGAGGAAAGGUUUCGUGACGACCAGUAUAUCGAGGAUCUAGUUCCUGCUGGUCAGUCCCAGCGUCUUCCUAAACACACUGUUGUGUUUAGGACAGCUUUCAAUCAGUCGCAAAGUGCAGAUGUGAGACCUGAAACAGGUGAUGUGCAUGAUGAAUCGCUAAACAACGGGCAACCGUUGUUUGACACUUCUGCGAGUCAAUAUGGAGGUCAACUGGAUGCGCAUGGUAACUCUGCAGCAGCAGGGAAGGCUGCUAAAAUUCUCGCGCCAAAACAACACCAUAAGAAUCCGAACAACCCAUUUCAGAGUAGUCCGGAUGCAGCAUCCAAGGACAGUUUUGGAGGCUCGUUAACAAGGCUUGCUCAGAAAAUGAAGCCUGCCACUAUUGACAGUAGUGAUGACACCAAGCAACAGUUUCUGAAACCGCCGUCUGAGAAGACUGUACGCUCAUCUGAGGCCCAGCCUAAAAAGGCUCCCAAGUCAAGUUCCAGCCAAGGAAAGUCGUCACUCAAUAAAGAGGCUUUGUCUGCUGCAAACAGAAGCGCACCAAGGUCGCAUUUGCAAGAUUCGCCUGGAAAGAAAUCCGCCUCGUCUCCAGGGUCACGGCAGGUCAAUCGCGGCAGAAGUGCAAGAAACGAUCAAUAUUCAGUUCGCGAAAAGAACCAGGAGUCAUUCAUGGCACAGACAGAUGCCUAUUCCGCACGACCUGCGGGUAGGCGUCCAGGAUCGGCCGCGGGCAUGAGAAACCAUGCACGAAGCAGCAGUUCCUUGUCUUUGGCAAAAUCUGAAGCAGAUAUGACUGUGUCUGUCAACAAUGAUGGCCGCCCUAACUCAUCUUCUCUUCAUCAUCUGUCCAAGACAUUUACACCUAGCAUAUAUUCUUUGGUGACAGCAGGCUCGGAGACAUCGCUUAUACUUGCCCACCGUGCCAGAAAUAGUGCAUACGAUGAUACGGAGACAGUCCAAGCGCUCAGUCGUGAUGGCAUAGUCCCUGGUAUUUUUCCAGAAAGCCAUUUCGUGUCCAAUAUCCGCCGUUUUUGUCGGUUCUCUUUAGCAUCUUAUGGAUCCAGUGCCCUCAAGGUAAUGGGGGUCCGCAAAACCACCCAAGCGCUUCCACCUCCCUCAGGCUCCGACAGUCAGGAGCAUAGUGAUUUCUCAAACCACGCAGGGCUACCACCAUCAACAAUUCUUCUAUCGUCGUUUGUUGACCCUGAAGGUGGUUCUAAUGCAGCUGGUGAAACAGAUACUGGUUUUCCACUUGUGCACUUCCUUUGCGUGGACCAUGAAUCAAAAGCUGUUGUACUGACACUUCGAGGGACAUGGGGCUUCGAGGAUAUCCUAACCGAUAUGACUUGCGACUAUGAUGAUCUCUUGUGGCAGGGAAGGAGCUGGAAAGUUCAUAAGGGCAUGCACGCGUCUGCUAGACGUCUCCUGGAAGGAGGAGGUGGGCGAGUCAUGAUUACCAUCAGGGCUGCUCUGGAGCAGUUUCCGGACUAUGGGGUGGUUAUGUGCGGUCAUUCUUUGGGAGGUGGUGUCGCCGCCCUCCUCGCAACGAUGAUAUCCGAGCCGGUCAAUGAAACGGCUGAAACAGCAUUCGUGACUGCAUCUUACCAAUCUGUUAUGCGGCGUAUGCUUCCAUCCGGAAACGGCGCAUAUAAUGUACAGCCGUACUAUUUUCUCCCUCCUGGACGUCCUAUCCAUGUUUAUGCAUAUGGCCCCCCUGCUGUCAUGUCUCCUUUCUUACGCCGUGCAACUCGCGGGUUAAUCACCACCGUUGUCAACGGACAAGACGUCGUCCCGAGUCUUUCUCUCGGUAUUUUGCACGACAUGCACGCUGUCUCUCUAGCAUUCAAAAGCGACACAUCCGGCGCGAAAUCCAACGUGCGAUAUCGAGUCUGGGAGAGCUUGCGACAAAGCAUCGUGAACAAAUUUCAUGUCAACGAGGCCCCCAUGUUGGUCCACGCCGGUGACGGUGUUGGAGAAGACGCCUGGGCGUGGCAAACCCUUAAGGGUCUUCGCGAAGAAAUGUGCGCUCUCAAGCUCAUGCCUCCUGGGGAGGUGUUCGUCGUGGAGACAAUGCGGGUUCUCCAGCGGGACGCUUUUACCCCCAACCUGGGUGAUGACGGCCAACCUCGGCUUGGACGACCAGCAACACGGGUGCAAUUGAAGUUCAUACGAGAUGUUGAGACUCUGUUUGGAGAGCUGAGGUUUGGCUCUGGGAUGCUGAGUGAUCACAAUCCGGCGAGAUAUGAAGCUAGUCUUGCUGCUCUUACACGGGGGAUUUUGGAUGAAUAA